Molecule: messenger RNA, 1859 nt
Organism: Poecilia reticulata (guppy)
Lineage: Eukaryota; Metazoa; Chordata; Actinopteri; Cyprinodontiformes; Poeciliidae
Source: RefSeq, a predicted model, not a curated record
CAGAAGUUCGCUGGCAUUGGAUGCUGUUCUAUGGAAGAUUUUUUAAAUAUCUAAAGGGCAAGUAAAUCGUGCGACUUCUAAGACGGUCUGACUUGAAGAGCUUGUCAAGUGUUGCCAAGGUCGCCAGUUUUCCCGUCAGCCGGUCCGUUUAUGGAAGACAGGUGAUGCCUGAAGGAUCCCACAGCUCCCCGUCUCACAUCCCCAUGGGUGAAGAGUCGCCUCGCCUGUCCAUCGCCUCCAUCAGCAGCGAUGAGCCGUCCGCCACGCCCUCUGACCCCUCCGACCCGCCGGCGUCGGGCCAGCGCCCGCUCAGCCUGAUCUCCACGCUGUCCUCCGGGUCCGGGUCCUCCAGGGACGACUACGUCGCCCCGCCGCCGUCCUCCGGCGUCGACCUGAACCAGAACCCGAGUCCUGAGAAAAGGGGGCGGAGCUUCGUUCACAACAAGAACAACAACAACAAAGCGGCGACUCCGAGCCGAGCGUCCAGCCGCCGGCAGCCGGCGCUGCCCUUCGUGGGCGCCACCAUGGUGCCCGACCCCAAGCUGAAGUAUCUGGACCGCAUCGUCAUGGAGAUCAUCGAGACGGAGCGGAUGUACGUCAGAGACCUGAAGAUCAUAGUGGAGGAUUACCUCGCUCACAUCAUCGACGAGUCGGAACUGUCCAACCACCCCAAGCUGGUCUGCGACCUUUUCGGGAACAUUGAGGACAUCUACGAGUUCAACAGCGAGCUGCUGCAGGACCUGGAGCAAUGCGACAACGACCCCGUCGCCAUCGCCAGCUGCUUCGUGUCAAAGAGUGAAGACUUCGAUAUCUACACCCAGUACUGCACCAGCUACCCAGAGUCGGUGGAAGCGCUGACGAAGUGCAUGAACAAUAAAUCUGUGGCCAAGUUUUUCCGGGACCGCCAGGCGUCGCUGAAGCAUUCGCUGCCUCUGGGCUCCUACCUGCUCAAACCCGUCCAGAGGAUCCUCAAGUACCACCUGCUGCUCCAGGAGAUCGCGAAGCACUUCGGCCCUCAGAAGGACGGCUACGACGUGGUGGAGGAGGCGCUCUACACCAUGACCUGGGUGGCCUGGUACAUCAACGACAUGAAGAGGAAACACGAGCACGCCGUGCGGCUGCAGGAGGUCCAGUCUCUGCUGGUGAACUGGAAAGGUCCGGACCUCACCACGUACGGCGAACUGGUGCUGGAGGGAACCUUCAAGGUUCCCCGGGCCCGACACGAGCGCACGCUCUUCCUGUUCGACCGCAUGCUGCUCAUCACCAAGCGCCGCGGCGAGCACUUCGUCUACAAGACGCACAUCUCUUCGUCGACGCUGCUGCUGAUCGAGAGCGCCAAGGAUUCGCUGAGCUUCAGCGUCAGCCAUUACAAACACCUGAAACAGACUCACAACAUGCAGGCGAAGACGGUGGAAGAGAAGAAGCUUUGGGCUCAUCACAUCAAACGCAUCAUCUUGGAAAACCACCAGGCGGCCAUCCCACAGAAGGCCAAGGAAGCCAUUCUGGAGAUGGACUCCAUCUGUCCGGCCCGGUACCGAUACAGCCCAGAGCGGCUGAAGAAGGCCGUGACGGACGAGUUUCCCCGAGACGCUCGGCAGGGCCGCAGGCAGUCGGUUCCAGUUCUGGUCCCAGUCCUGGUUCUGAUCCUGGUUCCGGUCCCAGUCCUGGUUCUGGUUCUGGUCCUGGUCCUGGUCCUGGUCUCGGUUCUGUUCCUGGUCCUGAGCGGGUCAGGGGACCGGUGCAGAGCGGGUCAGGGGACCGGUCGGGGACCGGUCAGGGCCCGGUGCAGAGCGGGUCAGGGGACCGGUCAGGGGACCGGUCAGGACCGAGACCGGACUGCUUCGGUUCCGACGCAGUGA